Tuber aestivum (summer truffle) is the source of this 987-nucleotide messenger RNA. The record is from the annotation of a GenBank genome assembly. NCBI's taxonomy places the organism in Eukaryota, Fungi, Ascomycota, Pezizomycetes, Pezizales, Tuberaceae.
AACAUGAGUCCGCCGCCAAAAUCAGUCCUGUUACCAAAGGUUUUCCCACCCUCACUCGUCAACCUUGGUCAACUCUUGCCGGACCCGCGGGACCCCUCGCUCGACCCGUGCAUACCCGAGAGGCCAGCCACGGAAGAUGACUACGCGAAGACGGUAUAUAGCGGUUACACAACCACCGUUACGUUGGACGAAUCGGCGAGGCUUAGCGUAUCCCUCACAAACCUUUUCGGGGCACUCUUCGGAGCCAGAAAGGCAAGCACGAUCGACCUCCACGCUCCCACGGCUUACCACAUAGUGCUCAAACAACCCGACACUAUAUUCAGUAGGGUUGUGCAGGAGCCGGAUGUCCAGAAUUGGCUGAACAGGAUGGCCCAAUUCCACCGCCGAGUCUACUUUAUCGUCGGAUUGCAGGUCAUCAUAGACGGCGUGCUCAAGCAAAAGAUCGACACGAGCAGCGAAGCGAGUGUCAACGUGUGCGCUCCCCUCGAGGCCGCGGGGCUCCCAGUGCACGUCAGUGCUGAAACUACCGGUUUUGUUAAAGGAGAAGGGUUUAUGGAGGGGACGAUUUUGGGGGAAAACGUUCUGGGAGUUCUGGUUCGGAGGGUCUGUUACAAGAUCGAGAGACCCAGCAGUCGUCCAACCUUGGAUCAUAAGUCUGCUUGGAGAUACCCCUGCGAGAGGGUGAGAGGGGCACAAGAGGAGGAGGUAUUGGAGCUUGUGGUAAGCAUGGGUGACGAUGUAGGGGAUGACGAUCUGGGGGAUUUGGGCGAUGGUUCGGACGGGGAUGGCGACGACGAUGACGACGAGGAGGAUUAAAUGGCACCAAACCUCGGUGUAAAAGUUUCGCAGGAUGCUUUACUGUUACUCUUGACGAUAGUACCCGCAUGGUGAGAGAGGGCGGAAAAACUUGUGGCGGCAGCUGGCAGAGCAGGGAUCAUGUCGAUCGAUCAAUAAACUUCCCGAAAGAAACAUAGUACGAGUAUUGUU